AGCAGUCAGCUGAGCCCAACUUGUGCGGACGCGGCUCCAACCUCGUACAACAUGCAGGAUCACAAGGAGCACGUUUAACCCUGUGCACUGUUUGUCAUUCCAGCGUUUACAGAAAACAAUCCAGUUAAACACCCUCUCCUUUAUUCCACUUCGCCGUUCUUUCCCCGUGAAGAAUACCGAUUUUGAGGACCCAGCGUUUCUGGAACCUGAAACUGCUAUUUUUCGAAACCGGGUCCCUGAGUGGAUAAACCGUAAUUAUUUGAGUGGCUGUGCGAAGUUGCUGGAUAUUGGCAGGAACUGGAACACGCUGUCGUAUGUGCCGAUCCAGAGCAUCCCAAACAUGCUCAAUGGGUGACAUGUCCGUCUGUUGCGCAGGACGUCGGAGGUGCAUGUGACAGCUCACACCAGUUGCGGGGACUCUGAGUAUGGCCUUAGCUGGAUGUCCAGACUAUUUCCUCCACCAUCCAAACUACCAGGACAAUGUUGACCGCACCCCUUCUCACAGACCGUCAAAUCUCAUCGGUUCAAGCUUCCAGCAGUCGUCCAAUCGGAAUUCUCCUAAUCACCCAGAGGAUGAUGUAGAUCUGGAGGCCCUGGUGAAUGACAUGACCUCUCUUUCAUCCUAUGAGAGCAUCUAUGCAACCUGUGGGACCCAGCAUUCGGACUCCGCCCCCCUCUUGCACAGCACUGAUGGCAGUGGACUCCAUGGCAACAGAUUGGCCCCACUGCCACGGGCCCCUAGUAAUAAAGUGACCGCCCCCCACUCUCCUGCUCAAAAGCUCCGGCGAUCACAGCCAAUGCACAUACAGGCUGUCAGGCGACUUCAAGAAGAAGAGUUGCAAGUUCGUCCAGCAUCUCUGCCAGCUAUUCCGAACCCGUUCCCUGAGCUCUGCAGCCCCUCGGGAUCUCCUGUGCUGAGCCCUGGAUCUCUGCCACAGCCGUCGGAGUCACAUAUCAUCAAGGUUUUCAGCGAGGAUGGUGUGGGAAAAGUUGUGGAAGUCCCCGCCGACAUGACGGCGAGAGAUGUGUGUCAGUUCCUGGUCUACAAGAACCACUGCCUAGAUGACAACUGCUGGUCUCUAGUGGAGCAUCAUUCCCUGCUUGGUCUGGAGAGGUGCCUGGAAGAUCAUGAACUGGUUGUUCCUGUGCAGGCCUGCAUGUCUCCAGAGAGCAAGUUUCUCUUCAGGAAGAACUACGCCAAGUACGAGUUCUUUAGAAACCCACUGAACUUCUUUCCGGAGCAGAUGGUAGCGUGGUGUCAGGAAACGAAUGGCUCUAUCCCACAGUCACAGCUCUUACAGAAUUUCUUGAAUUCCAGCAGCUGUCCAGAGAUCCAGGGCUUCCUUUAUAUGAAAGAGACGGGCCGCAAGUCCUGGAAGAAGCUCUACAUGUUCUUGCGUCGUUCUGGAUUGUACUACUCUACUAAAGGAAUGUCUAAGGAGCCAAGGCACCUGCAGUUACUGUCGGACUUGGAAGAGAGCAAUAUUUUCACUGUGACGACAGGCAGAAAGAUGCACAACGCGCCCACAGACUACCAAUUCUGCAUUAAGCCCAGUAAGGGCAGGACAGAACUGAAGGAGUUGAAGAUGCUGUGUGCCGAGGACGAGCAGAGCCGAACGUGCUGGAUGACUGCUUUCAGACUGCUCAAGUUUGGAAUUCUCCUAUAUCAGAACUACAAGAGCCCACACCAGAGAAAGACCGCCAUAUCAAACUUCACCACUCCUGUGCGGAGUGUGUCCGAGAAUUCUCUGGUGGCUAUGGAUUUCUCAGGAAGGACGGGUCGUGUGAUUGACAACCCUGUGGAGGCUCAGAGCGCUGCCAUGGAAGAGGGACACACUUGGAGAAAACGGAGUCAGAGAAUGAAUGUUUUGGGAAGCCCCAGUCCUCUACAUCCCUCGCCAUUAAGCUCAGUUAUCCACAGGACACAGUUAUGGUUCCACGGCCGCAUUAUGAGAGAGGAGUCCCACAGGAUGAUUAUGCAGCAGGGCCAAGUUGAUGGGUUAUUCCUUUUGAGAGACAGCCAGAGCAACCCAAAAGCAUUCGUUCUCACACUGUGCCAUCAUCAGAAGAUUAAACACUUCCAGAUUUUACCUUUUGAGGAGGACGGCCAGGUCUUUUUCAGCCUUGAUGACGGUUCUACCAAGUUCACAGACCUGAUCCAUCUGGUAGAGUUCUACCAGCUCAACAGGGGUGUCCUGCCCUGCAAACUCAAACACCCCUGCACCAUGGUGGCCUUAUGACCCCCUCCUGAUCCUUACAACACAACACACACAAAAAAGUAACUGAGAAACUGGAUGCUUUUUUUUUUUUUUUUUUUUUUUUUUUUUUUUUUUUAAUAAUAAUAAUUUCCAGUCAUUUUCAUAAUAAGCUGACGCAACCCAUGGGCAUGAAAAAGGUUUUUCUCACUGCUAUGGGAUUAGCAUGGAAACGUUUGGGAAUAAUUACGGGACAAGAUCAACUUCCCAGACACCCUGUCCUUUGGUUUUUGACAAGGGUGCCUGCUUUUUUUUUUUUUUUUUUUUUUAAACAGUCUCUGUGGUGAUAUUCAUGAACUUUUACUGAAAUCAAGACAUUUUCAUCAUUCAGGACAUGACACUAGACACACACACACCCCCCCCCCAUAAGCUGAUCGGAUCGGGACGGUCGUUUCGUGUGGUGUGUCUGCGGGGACUUGCAUUGCAAAAAGUUACUUGAUGACGAUUGAUAUGUAUUAUGUUGUUUCCUACCUGAACAUUUUGCACUCUCAAGCUGAAAGCAGGUGAUCAGCUUCAUCCUGAGCUUACCGCAACAACUGUUACCCAUUUGCCUUCCUCCUACAGUUCACCCUUUCAUUUUUUUUGUCCUCUUCCAAACUCUUCCUGGGGAUUCCCUUUGUAAUGAUGGGAUUAGCGCAGCACCGAUGACAGUAAUGACCACAUGAGGUGGCACAUCCUCAGCCAAAUAAUGUAACCCGGUCUUUCAUACAUGGCUUUCUCCAUGUCAGUGAGGAGGGACUAGCCGCAAGGGGUAGCAGACUUGCACUUCAAUAAAUUAUACUUGAUUGCUAUGCUUUACCAGCAUAAGAAUUAGUUAAGUUUGGAGUUCUAAUCAAGCUUUGCCUUAAAGGAAUGUUCUGGGUUAAAUAUAACUUAAGCUCCAUCAACAUGCUGUUGAUUACAACAGAAAAUGUACUUUGAAAAACAAAAAGCGUGUCGACAGUCACCUGCUUAUAAUGCGACUCCAGUUUUUUCACUGAGUUUGCUUUGUAAGUGAAUUUCAGUCAGCUUAUUCGAUAUACACAUUCGAGUUCUGUCAUAAAUUACACUGUCACCGAGUCACACCGUAGAUUAAAGGGACAGCUCACCCAAAAAUUAAAAUGUAGUCAUUUGUCAAAAUGCUCACCCUGUGUAUGACUUCACUUUUCAGUGGGACACAAAAUGUUUUUGUCCUUACAAUAAACCUCAAUGGGGUCCAAAACAGCAUUGAUUUAUUAUAUGGACAAAAAGGGCAUUUUCAAUAAUAGUUGAUAUAUAAUAAACAUUCUAAUAUUUUCUUUUGUGUUUUCCACAGUAAAAAUUAAGUCAUGCAGGUAAAAUUUUUUAAUUUUGAGAAAGUCGUCCCUUUAAAUUUAACUCAGAUUGUAGAAAUAGACAGAGGCAGACAGUAGUGAAGUAUUUUUACUCUGCUUUAAAAGUACUUUAUCAGUGUUUUUCUUUAGAAAACUUUACUUCACAACAUUCUAAAGCAUAAUAUUGUACUUUUUACUGCACUACGUUUCAUAUUAAAUAUCGUUUAAUACUUAUUUUAGAAAUCUAGUACUUUCUUACUUUUACUCAAGUAAAAGUAUUUAAGGAUUUAGUUGAGUACAAGAACGUACUACAUUUUUAAUGUUCUUAAGUAUUAAAGGUAAAACAACCACAACAAUAUCUUUUAUUUAUAAAAUGUAGUGCAGUAAACGGUAAAAAAAUACAAUAUUACGCUUUGGAAUGUAGUGAAGUAAAAGUUUUCCAAAGAAAACGUUUUAUAUUUACUUGAGUCAAGUAAAAAUACUUAACUACUGUCCACCUCUGGAAAUUGAGUUUAGGUCGCAAGGGUUAACAAUAAGUAACCACGAUUUUUGAGAAUUAUCCAUAUCGUGUUAAUCACUUGUUCGGUUUAGAAAGACAAUGGCCUGUUUGAGCCCACUGAAUUUUCGAUUUUUCCUGUCAGGAUUUAAGUAUUUCUCUCCCGGCGUUGAAACGCCAUAUUGAUUUUGCGUAGUUUCUAUUUGGAGCCGUCAAAAGCUUGACUCGGGCCUUAAAGGGCCACUGAAACUUGACCCAGGCCUCUUUGGUAUGGUGUAUCCCACCCUGAGCACAAUUCAAGAGGGUUGUUAUUGGUUUCCUACACUGACUACAGGUCGUGUUACUUACCUAGCUAUCAGUAUAGCCCGAAGCUUAACAACUGCCUUUUCAAAUCACUGUGCUGUUCUUGAGCCAUGUUAAACCCCUAAAAGUGACAGGCCAGGCCCUGACCGAGCGCCUGCGAGGACUUUGCGAAGUCACGUCUCACGGGUGUGUCUGUAAUCCUCCGGGGCUGCGUGACAUAAUGCGGUGAGGAGAUUAUCUCCCGUGCCAGCUUUGCAAAAGGAGGUUAGCGGCAAAGAAGCCGGUGUACGGUUACCUGCGGCGCUACUUCAGCAGUCUCCUGUCUGUCCCUGACGCCCGCCUUGUUACCCUUCCAACACUGGCCCAGCAAGACUAAGCUAUGGUUUUAUAUGCUAACUCUGACAGCUGACUGUUAUACUGCUGAGCUAGAACCACACGCGCCUAGGACGAGAGUGUGUACGAUGCACACUGCGAUUGUCGAACACUUUAUGAUACCACACAAGCACCUUUUUAUUUUCACAUACGAUUCACGCUGUUUAACUUAUGUGAAACGCUUUAAGAACGCGCUUCACCUCAGAUGUUAGCUACGACUCUGAUCUGCCUUAUUUUACGUUAACGCUUCCGCUUCAUACGUAAAUCGACUUUGUAAAUUGUUAUGAAAAGUACAAGCUUCGCGCAAUCAGUGUCAGGGAUUGUCGAUGGCUUUUCAUUUAGUCACAGUUACAGCUUGCGUGAGUUAGACGGGGAUGCUUAAAAACAAAGUAUGUUCUAACUGGAAUGCAAGUGUGAACGCUGAUUUCGUGCCGUCCAGCUCAAGCUCAAAGUGUUUGGAUGACGCUUUUUCUUUUUCAUCAGACUUGUGCUGUUUGUGGCUCACAAUGAUGAAAUGCCAAACAUGCAUUUGAAAUUAACUUCCCCAGGUUUGAUUAUGAUUUCGGUAGAUUUGUUUUUUGAACACAGGUGACUGGAGAGCAUUUCACAUGUGUGUUUGGCUCAUAAUAUAUGCAGCUUUGUCUAUUAGAAACAUGGAAA
Messenger RNA from Labeo rohita (rohu), 5378 nucleotides. RefSeq names its product growth factor receptor-bound protein 10a (gene grb10a). The transcript is spliced from 19 exons. NCBI's taxonomy places the organism in Eukaryota, Metazoa, Chordata, Actinopteri, Cypriniformes, Cyprinidae. Gene Ontology annotation, biological process: insulin receptor signaling pathway; negative regulation of insulin receptor signaling pathway; negative regulation of Wnt signaling pathway. Bases 426 to 2240 code for a protein of 604 amino acids. Gene Ontology annotation, molecular function: insulin receptor binding. The record is from RefSeq and is a predicted model, not a curated record.